AUGUCAACUCCAGCCAAAAGAAGACUCAUGCGUGACUUUAAGCGUAUACAACAAGAUGCUCCUAGUGGCGUUUCAGCCUCACCACUACCAGAUAAUGUCAUGAAAUGUGUGAAAUUCAUUAGUGAAAUGUUUCAUCCAAAUGUAUAUGCGUCAGGAGAAUUAUGUUUAGAUAUUUUACAAAAUAGAUGGUCACCUACAUAUGAUGUAUCGUCAAUCUUAACUUCCAUUCAAUCAUUAUUAAAUGAUCCUAAUAUUAGUUCGCCUGCAAAUGUGGAAGCUGCGAAUUUGUAUAAAGAUCAUAGAUCUCAAUAUGUGAAAAGAGUAAGGGAAACGGUGGAAAAUAGUUGGAAUGAAGAUGAUUUGGAUGAUGAGGAAGAUGACGACGAUGAUGAUGAUGAUGAUUCUGAUGAAAAUUGA
Messenger RNA from Hemisphaericaspora subhashii, 417 nucleotides. It is a transcript of the gene RAD6, whose product is annotated as E2 ubiquitin-conjugating protein. The record is from RefSeq and is a predicted model, not a curated record. Gene Ontology annotation, biological process: proteasome-mediated ubiquitin-dependent protein catabolic process; protein polyubiquitination; DNA repair. The coding region runs from base 1 to 417 and encodes 138 amino acids. Gene Ontology annotation, molecular function: ubiquitin conjugating enzyme activity. NCBI's taxonomy places the organism in Eukaryota, Fungi, Ascomycota, Pichiomycetes, Serinales, Debaryomycetaceae. The transcript has 3 exons. Gene Ontology annotation, cellular component: HULC complex.